AGGCCCGGGCCUGGGCGCUUGCCUGGACCCAAGAUGGCGGCGGGGAUGUACCUGGAGCAUUACCUGGACAGCAUUGAGAACCUGCCCUUUGAGCUGCAGAGAAACUUCCAACUCAUGAGAGAUUUGGACCAACGGACUGAAGAUCUGAAGUCGGAGAUUGAUAAAUUGGCCACGGAAUAUAUCAGCAAUGCCCGGACGCUGUCUUCGGAGGAGAAACUGGGGCUGCUCAAGCAAAUCCAAGAAGCCUACGGGAAAUGCAAGGAGUUUGGUGAUGACAAAGUGCAGCUGGCCAUGCAGACAUACGAAAUGGUGGAUAAGCACAUCCGACGGUUGGACACAGACCUUGCCCGGUUUGAAGCUGACCUGAAGGAGAAGCAGAUCGAGUCAAGUGACUAUGACAGCUCCUCAAGCAAAGGCAAAAAGAAAGGCCGGGCCCAGAAGGAGAAGAAGGCUGCUCGGGCUCGCUCUAAGGGGAAGAACUCCGACGAAGAGGCACCAAAGACAGCCCAGAAAAAGCUGAAAUUAGUCCGCACUAGCACAGAGUACGGGAUGCCUUCGGUUACCUUUGGAAACGUGCAUCCUUCUGAUGUGCUAGAUAUGCCUGUGGAUCCCAAUGAGCCCACUUACUGCCUCUGCCACCAAGUCUCCUAUGGGGAGAUGAUCGGCUGUGACAACCCAGAUUGUUCCAUCGAGUGGUUCCAUUUUGCUUGCGUGGGGUUGACAACCAAGCCAAGAGGGAAAUGGUUCUGUCCUCGGUGUUCUCAGGAGAGGAAGAAGAAGUAAACUUUCCCCGUCCCCCGAGGUCAAGAUACUGUUCUCCGGACACCCACCCCUGCCCCGGGCUUCAGCACUCUUCUCCCAGUUUGGGGGGGCCUUGUAGUUAGGGAGGCCUCACCCUGGGUGAGCAGAGCUACCCGCCAGUGGUUUUGUAUCCUCAUGGCAGUUCCCACGGCUACUGAGACAUUCCCCUGCUCCUCUGGGAAGUGGCUCUGGAGGGGCUGCCUGGGAGAGGGAGAGUCUGUCGGAGGGAGGGAGGGAGGGAGCCCUCUUCGUCCCGGCAGCCUCGGGCCGUGUGUCAGUCCUCCUGGAGCCCGGCAUUCACUUGGCGGAAUCUGCCUGCAGGGGGAGGAAAGGACAGCCAGGUCACCCCCAGGACUGGCAAAGUCUUCCCUGCAAGUCCAGCAGACCCUUUCUGUUCCUGAGGUGUGCCCUGUUAGAGGGACAGGCCGGCCAGCCCUUUAUCUGGCAGGUCGUUCGUGACUUUAUGUUCCUUCUCUUCCUCUUUGGGAGGAAAAGAAACUCUUUAGGGCCUGUUGGCAUUGCGUCUCACUUUCUCGAGGAGAGGGGGGGCUUCUCCCCGCUGAGCUCCUCCCUCUCCCACCAUCCCUGCCAAAUGACAUGUUUGUGACCUUGCCGUCCAAGAUUGUGUCGCAGAGGCUGGCCGGAAUCGACUCCUCUUCUGGUGCUGUUUGUUGGGGGGUGGGGUCGAAACCCAGUGUUGUAAAUACAGCAUUAAAUAAAGUAAAUUCAGCAAA
This is a messenger RNA of Eublepharis macularius, 1535 nucleotides long. It is a transcript of the gene ING4, whose product is annotated as inhibitor of growth family member 4. Gene Ontology annotation, biological process: positive regulation of apoptotic process; regulation of DNA-templated transcription. The record is from RefSeq and is a predicted model, not a curated record. The coding region runs from base 34 to 783 and encodes 249 amino acids. The transcript has 8 exons. Lineage: Eukaryota; Metazoa; Chordata; Lepidosauria; Squamata; Eublepharidae. Gene Ontology annotation, cellular component: nucleus.